Molecule: messenger RNA, 5904 nt
Organism: Endocarpon pusillum Z07020
Lineage: Eukaryota; Fungi; Ascomycota; Eurotiomycetes; Verrucariales; Verrucariaceae
Exons: 2
Coding region: 1-5904 (1967 amino acids)
Biological process (GO): peptidyl-serine phosphorylation; phosphorelay signal transduction system
Cellular component (GO): cytoplasm; nucleus
Molecular function (GO): protein serine/threonine kinase activity; ATP binding
Source: RefSeq, a predicted model, not a curated record
AUGGCUAGUGAUGGAACCGAAAAAUUACACCUUGCCGCGCCUGCAGUGACAGCUUUGAAGAAUGCGGCUGCUGGGGAGUCUCUAACUACUCGGGUCCGGAUGGAGAGGUCUUUUAGCGAAGAUAUCCAAGAAGGUUCUCGAGAACUGAAAGAAGCUGCAGAGCAGACAAGGAACAUCAUCUUGGAUCUUGGCCUAGACGGCAUUAUUCGAUGGGUCAGUCCUUCGUGGACCGAUGUGGUUGGCACCGAUCUGGAGGCGGUCAAGGGUAAUCCUAUUUCAAAGUUCAUCCUGGAUAAGCCAGAAGCUUUCACAGAGGCCAUAAACUCGCUCAAGAAUGAUGACUCAAAAAGCCAAUUUGUCAGGUUCGCAAUCAGGGUUGGCAUAGCAUCAGACCUGGAGCCGAUGCUCACCUCUGAGCAGAGAGCAGAGGCAGACGGAGACAAAUCCGUCUUGGAGCUCGAGGGUCAAGGGAUCAUGGUCUACGAUCGUAUAUCAGGAGGGGAGAGCCAUACUAUGUGGAUGUUACAACCUGCUGCAGAGCCUGUGCACAUCACUAUUGCCCUUCCAAGGUUUCUUGUCGAGUCUCUCGGCGUUGGCGCAGAGCUACUGGCCAAAUAUUUGACAGAGCUGGCAGAGAGCGGCGCCAACGACCCUGCCCAACAUCCACCGCCUCUACCCGUAUUGUGCAGAGUGUGUGAACGUACCAUUGUCCCUUGGUGGUUCGAGAAGCACUCUGAUCUGUGCGUGCAAGAGCAUCGAGCGGAAAUGGACGUGCAGAUGGCUCAAGAGGCCCUUGUUGAACACCGCCAUGCUAUUGUCAGAGUACUCGAUGCCUUUGAAGCUCGCAAGUCGCGUAAUUCAUCCGGCGAGAGCAGCCCCGUCGUCGUGCCACCGCCAGAAUACAAAGGGAUGCCUAUUGGACCUACUUCGAGCCCGUCGUCUGGGCUGUCUUCUGCCCCAACGUCGCAUCCCGGAACACCUCUGAGAUCUCGCAGUCCCUCCGGAGCAGGCCUUGGUCACUCGCGUGGGAGGUCUUUCGCCGUCAGACGGCCACUUGCGCGCAUCGUGGAGCUCAUACUAGAUUUAUGUGACACGGCUCUUGAAAUCAGCAUUCCUGCUAUCAAAGAGACGAAGAAUGAGCCCGGCGAUGAAUUCAGAACCCAGUCCCCUCAGUCGGAGUCGCGCAUUUCGCAGAUUCUUCAGUGGCAGACACCUAGCAGUUUGGAGCACGAGAUAGGUUUAGCAGCCCUAAGCGUGGACACCGAAAAGCUAGCUAAAGCAAAGAUCGAAGCUGUUCACCGACAUCGCACGAUCAUUGAGUAUGCGGAGCGUAUUCGGCAAGAAUACCUGGCUGAAGUGGACGCUUGUAUCGGCGAAGCACUGAGAAAGGCUGAAAGGGUUGCAGCUGGUGAAGAACUAUCCUCUUCAAGUGAAAGCGAGACUGAGGUGGAGAAUCAAACGCUCCCAGAUGUUACAGAAGAGUGUCUUUCACCUGCUCCAGAAGGCGUCGUACGAUCUUCACAAUCGAACAUAGAGCUGUCCUCAAUGGCAGCUGCGCUGAGGAGUAGCUCGAACGUACCAUCCCAAGAUCAUUCACUGCCAAGGCGAUCUUCUUCUGUUGCUAUAUCGACUCGCUCAAGCAGUCCGCUUGAAUGCCCUACACCCCGGUCACACCGAAGCGGUCUGCUUGGCCAUCAUCAGCCAUCAACAAUGCGAAACUCCAUGUACCUCGAGAGCGAUGCCAAUGAAAGUGACAGUAGCUUGGUCUCAUCUGGCGUACCAGGAAAUUUGCGAACAGAGUCUCCUUCGGAGUACACCCUGAGUCGCACCCCAAGCUGUCGAGAUCGCAAGAGGAAAAGUUUGCAUCUCCAUGGUCUUAACUCUGGCUCCCCACGACGGCAGCCAUCACCUGGCCAGGUUCCUCCGCCUCCUUCUUCCCCGCUACGAAUGUCUAAACCUCGCGUUCCUGGUGCUAUUCCUAGUGCUGAACGUACGCCGUCGCCCGUUGUCUCGCCAUUGCUGACCACAGGUGAAUACAUGCCACCCCAUCACCAUCCACAUCACCACAGGAGGCAGUCAUCAGUGCAUUCGUCGGAUGCGAGACCACCGUUGUCACCCAAGAUAGGCUCCAUAGCUCAACCUCCCCAACGAGUCCAGCCGCCAUCCAUCAAGGACUUUGAAAUCAUCAAACCAAUCAGCAAGGGCGCUUUUGGUAGUGUCUAUCUCUCUAAGAAGAAAUUGACUGGGGAAUACUUUGCCAUCAAAGUCCUGCGGAAGGCUGACAUGGUUGCAAAGAAUCAGGUGACCAAUGUCAAGGCAGAACGAGCUAUUAUGAUGUGGCAGGGUGAAAGCGAUUUUGUCGCAAAGCUUUACUGGACAUUUUCAAGCAAGGACUAUCUGUACCUGGUAAUGGAAUAUCUGAAUGGGGGGGAUUGCGCUUCUCUGAUCAAGAUCCUUGGGGGGCUCCCGGAAGAUUGGUCAAAAAAGUAUAUUGCUGAAGUCAUAUUGGGGGUGGAGCAUCUGCACAGCCGGGGCAUUGUGCACAGAGACUUGAAGCCAGAUAACCUGCUGAUUGAUUCGAAAGGCCAUCUGAAGCUGACCGAUUUUGGGCUCUCACGGAUGGGUCUCGUUGGGCGACAGAAAAGGGUGCUGAAAGACAACGCGGAAUCUGCACCAGAUUUGCUCAAGCAAGGGCCGUUUGUGCGCGCUCAGUCGACUGCAACUUCCAGGUCAGCAUCAUUUGAUUAUCAAGGUUCACAUUCACCAAGCCAAACACCAUUGUUGACGCCGGCACUCGCAGGUGGCCUGGACCAGCCAUCCUAUUUCAACCUAAGCCGUGAGAAUACGUUAAGCCGACAAUCCUCCAGAAAGACCUCAGGUCAUCGGAGUGAUGCUGGCGGUGUUUUGAGCCAUGAGCUCCACCACGCUUUCAGAUCUUUUUCCAUCCACGAUCCAGCUGACAUGCAUGCUCCACCCACCGCAUCGAGAGGUGGUCCAAUUGAGGAAGAGUCCAACAGCCAUGGCAGCAACUCCCCUGAUAUUUAUCCCUUGCAAACAAUUGUGAGCAAUGUUUCUUCUCAGGCUCCUGCUGGAGUCACACCGUCUAUGUUGCCACCUCCAAUGGCGCUUUUCGACCCAGAGGAUAGCACUCGUCGAUUUGUCGGUACGCCUGAUUAUCUGGCGCCGGAGACCAUCAAUGGAUUGGGUCAAGAUGAAAUGAGUGAUUGGUGGUCCAUAGGCUGUAUCCUGUUUGAGUUUCUGUUCGGGUACCCUCCUUUCAAUGCUGAUUCUCCCGAAAAGGUUUUUGAAAACAUUCUGGCUCGCAGGAUUGCGUGGCCAGAAGAGCCAGACCUGCCGGUCUCAGAGGAAGCGAGAGAUCUGGUCAACAAGUUGAUCCAACUAGAUCCGCGUGCUAGACUUGGGGCAAACACCAGUGAGAAAUAUGCCAGUUCCGCUGAAGAGAUAAAGAGCCAUCCCUGGUUUUCUGAUAUCAACUGGGCGACACUAUUCGAGGACGAGGCACAAUUUGUUCCUAAUCUAGAGAAUCCCGAAGAUACGGAGUAUUUCGAUGCUCGAGGAGCGACUCUCCAGUCAUUCCCAGAAGAGCUUGAGGAACAACUUUCACCCCGGAUGACACCAGGUGGGACAGAACUUUCUGAAAGGCCACAUGAUGCACUUGGGAGAGUCAGGUCUCAAGUAAAUACUCUCAAGAGAGGUCUUAUGCCGCUUCACAUACCUCCCCACGUUGCUCGUGAUUCGCGAAGCAGACGAUUGAGUGAACCAGCUGUGGCUGAUGAUUUUGGGAAUUUCACUUACAAGAAUCUGCCUAUUCUCGAGAAGGCUAACAAAGACAUCGUGAACAAAAUGAGGGUUGAAGCAAUGCAUGCACAAACAAGAGGCUCAACUUCAACAGCCGUUACUACCAGCAACACACCCGUCACCAGCUCUCCGGGACCAUCAUUAGAAGGUAGCCCUCUGCUUCCUGGGCCGUUGAAAAGGACUCUGUCCAUGAGCAAAGGGCUUCGGUCGGCAUCACCUUCCGGUCCACCUGGAUCCAACUCCUCACCAAGUCGUCCUUCUCAGCCCUCCUCACCUUUACUCGUGCAAUUCUCUACAGGUCAAAAUCAUGAACGGAGGAAGACCUCUGGCUCCUCGCAAUCCAGCGGUUCCCUUCAACCAGGCAGCUUUUUCGAUCUCCCUCGCGAAACUGUCGCAAAAGCGCCGUCUGCCGCGUCAUCACCCAUCAAGAACAUGCGGCUUCCUGUUGUAUCUCCUGCCAAGGUGCCAAGUGCGCAACGGCAGAGUAGCAUGCCCAACCGUGUCAGAUCGCAGACAGUAGGCUCACAGGACGGUGCCGAAUCUCCUCGCGAAACCUUCAUACCGGGUCAUCACAAGCGUAGGAGUCAGUUGUUUGUGCAAGACAUCUCCCCGUCUUCCUCGGACAACGAGGGAUCGCAGUCGAAAGCUCUGUACAAGAUGCAACGGCGACGGCAGAGCUCUCGCAGGAUGUCACAGUUCAACCUGGUGGAUGGCCCUGUCUAUCGACCUUUAGAUGUGUUGAUCUGUGAAGAUCACCCCGUCUCGAAAAUGGUUAUGGAGAGGCUGUUUGAAAAGCUGCGUUGCCGAACCAUUACUGCCUCGACUGGAUCUGAAGCUAUGCGCCUUGCUGUUAGCCAGAUUCAAUUUGACAUCAUCUUUAUGGAAUACAAGUUGCCGCUGAUAAAUGGUGCGGACCUCGCCCGCAUGAUUCGUGACACGAAAAAUGCAAACACCCAUACACCUAUCGUUGCCGUCACUGGCUAUCUGAAAGAGUUGCCUGAAACACAUCAGUUUGACAGUCUUGUUCAGAAGCCACCAACUCUGACCAAACUUACCGAAGCCCUUUGCAAAUUUUGCGCCUGGAAGCUACCACCCAAGGACUUCAAACCGUCCAUGCCGCUGUCGAUACCACGCUCUAACCUCCGACAAGAGACCCAGACCAUGCAGGAUAGUCCAACCUCUACAGCCUCAACGGCGCCAACCAUGCCGGACUCCUCUUGCAGGGGUUCGAGCAGAGAGGACUCUAUCAGCAGCAGUAGCUUCUUUGGGGACAUGGAACCGGUCAAAGGGGAACCAGGAGCGGUCAUUGUCAAGAAGCCAACAGACGAAUGGCCGGUCAAGGGUGGUCUUGGGAUUUCAGAGGACAUUGUCACGGAAAAGAAGCCUUACAUCAUGAGUGGAUUCCCACAUCUCGUUCAUACAGAGUCUGCUCCUGCGGCGCAAGAGUCCCUCACAUAUCCGGGCCUUCAGACUCCUCGCCGACAAGUGUCACAAGAAGGACUGACAGCAAAGCGAGCAUCGCGCGAAAGGCAUGGCUACGAACUGGGCGCUGAGUCUGGUGACGAUGAGGAUGACGAACUUGGGGAUGUGCAGGUACGCGCCAAGUCGCCACAUGGGAAGCAAGUGCGUCAAGCUUCGAAGUUGGGGCAUGAGAUGAUGCGGACCAACAGUCGAGGCAGCGUUAUUUCGACCAUUGAAGAUGGCAAAGCGGCUGAGCUGGAAGCUUCGAGGUCUUCUUUGGAGAUACUGGAGCGGAGGAUGGAAGAGCUUAAGAUACCCGAAGAAUACGAAUCACCGGCAUCUUUGGUGGCUAGCCAGCCACGAAAGCUGAAUAGGGCUAAUAGCUACCAUGCCCAUCCAGAUCCCGAGCCGGUAUUUGAUGAAAAACGACCGCAAAGUCGAGGUCACAUAACUCCUCCCGUCAUCUUCCCCCAACAGCCGGGAAUGGAAGUCAAAAUGUUUGAGAUGGAUGCGAAUGCGGAACGAGUGGGCGACGGAGACGUUACUCCAAUGCCGAAGAAGACUGUUGACUUGGAAGAACAGCCUACGCCGAGACCGCAAGGCAGUCCACUCAGCCAUUCUUGA